GAUGGAUGGGAUGCUCUGCCCGACCAAAGGGGGCUUUUGGAACGUUUUUUUCCUGUGGAGCCUGUGGGGCGACUACUUGGGCACCGCCUGGGGCUGCCCGGCCAACUGCGUGUGCAACAAGACCGAGAUUGGGUGUACAAAGCCGGACGAUGGCACCUUCUUCCCUCUUGGAGGGCAGGACUCCAGGCCCCCCAACGGCAACGCCAGCAUCAACAUCACCGACAUCUCCCGGAGCAUCAUGUCCAUACACAUAGAAAACUGGAGGAAUUUGCAAACGCUGCAUGCUGUCGAGAUGGAGCUGUACACAGGACUCCGGAGACUGACAAUCAAGAACACGGGCCUGCGGAGUAUCCAGCCGCGAGCAUUUGAUAAGAACCCCCACUUGCGCUACAUAAACCUCUCUGGGAACCGGCUGACUACGAUGUCAUGGCUUCUCUUCAAGACUUUGAGGCUUACAGAACUGUAUUCAAGGUCAAGGGUUUUGUGCUUUCCUGAAAAAUCAAACAAAACAAAACCAAAAACGAAGUCAGUCCUCUGUGCAGGUCCUGUGGCUGUGAUCAGUGGGGAGGAAGAUUCUGCCAGCCCUCUUCAUCACAUCAACCAUGGCAUCACGGGGCCUUCAUCCUUGGAUGCUGGCCCAGACACAGUAGUGAUUGGCAUGACCCGUAUCCCUGUCAUUGAGAACCCUCAGUACUUCCGACAAGGCCAUAACUGUCACAAGCCAGAUACAUGUUUCAGAGAAAUUAUGUUGAAUCCAAUAACCCUUCCCGGACAUUCCAACCCACUUAGCCACCAUGGCAUUUAUGUCGAGGACGUCAAUGUGUAUUUCAGCAAAGGACGUCAUGGCUUUUAAAAAAAAUCAGUGCAAAAAAAAGAGCAAAAGAAACAAAUAAAAUACAACCUGGGAAAAGACAAAAAAAAAUCCAAAACCUCCUUUAAAGGUUCCUUGUUCUGAUAUCAAGUGUGUUGGCUGUGCCCCCUGAGAAAUCUGGGACGCAGUGGGAUGGGUCUAUGUAUGGAUCUAAGCCACGGUCUUGCAGGACUGGACCAAAGUCCGCACCAUGCUGCAAGGACCAAGGGGUUUCUCAUUUCUUUUUUCCCCCGUCACCAGCUCACAGGGUUGUUCUUUUCCCUUUUAUCGGUCACUGUGUUCUUUUCCUCUGUUGGUCACUGGUCUUCUGCAAAGGCGCAUAAAGAACAACACUUGAGCGACACAUGAGAGACU
Messenger RNA from Sphaerodactylus townsendi, 1225 nucleotides. RefSeq names its product NT-3 growth factor receptor-like. Gene Ontology annotation, cellular component: plasma membrane. Gene Ontology annotation, biological process: cell surface receptor protein tyrosine kinase signaling pathway; protein phosphorylation. Gene Ontology annotation, molecular function: neurotrophin receptor activity; protein binding; transmembrane receptor protein tyrosine kinase activity. The record is from RefSeq and is a predicted model, not a curated record. NCBI's taxonomy places the organism in Eukaryota, Metazoa, Chordata, Lepidosauria, Squamata, Sphaerodactylidae.